Messenger RNA from Portunus trituberculatus (swimming crab), 2741 nucleotides. RefSeq names its product leucine-rich repeat-containing protein 4B-like. Gene Ontology annotation, cellular component: plasma membrane. Bases 460 to 1929 code for a protein of 489 amino acids. The transcript is spliced from 10 exons. The record is from RefSeq and is a predicted model, not a curated record. NCBI's taxonomy places the organism in Eukaryota, Metazoa, Arthropoda, Malacostraca, Decapoda, Portunidae. Gene Ontology annotation, molecular function: protein binding.
UUUUUAUUUUGAAGAUGUUUCUACUUCAUCGGCUGAUUUUGAAAGUGUAUGAACGUGUUUCGUAUGCGAUCAGUCAUCGCCACUGAAGGAUAAUAAAGUGCUCUCCUAUUAUCAUUAGCCUCGACGUCCGCCAAGUGAUCUGCCAUCACCAAUCAGCAGAGCACCAGGAAAGUUCUGUUUGAAAGCUCCAAUAAAGAGUGUGGUGUAUAAAGCCACAGGAAUCCCGGGUAGGAGUAAGAGUGGCGCUGGGGUGCGGCAGCUGGUGAGGGAGCGGCGAGCCUGAGGAGUGAGGAGUGACGCUGGUGGAGAGUGCCGAGGUGAACAGUUAAUGAAGUUGAAUGAAAAGGAGAAAAGAGAUAACAACAAGCUGGUGACGUUCUGAAAUUCAGGAAAGAGAAACAUUCAACGAUAAUAUCAGGCUUGCUUAGAAAAUAACUAAAAAGUAAACAGUCUGAAGUGAUGAUAUUUGGAGUGAGACCGCAAGGUCCGGUGAUGCUGGCCAUGGAACGGGCGAUAGUGAUGAUGGCUGUGGUGGCGAUGGUGAUUGGUGAUGCCAGCAGAUCAGUCGACGGACUGGUCUGCCCCUCGGUCAAAGAAAUACAUCCUUGUACAUGCAAAGUGAAGUCAAGAGGUCUGAGCAUAGCCUGCGAGAACGUGGAUGAAGGCCAGGUGCUGACGAGCAUGAGCGUGCUCAAAAAUCGCUCCACUGUCCUGUACCGACUCAUGUUUCGUAAUUUCGACUUUCCUCGUGUGUACGACUAUUCGUUCUUGGGACUGGAGGUGAAUCAUCUCACCAUGAGCAAGACCAACAUCAGCGUGGUGGAGGACUCCUCGCUCAGGACCCUUGCGCGGGACCUGGAGACACUCGAUCUGUCCUACAAUAGCCUCAAGGCGGUGCCCACGACAGCCUUGAUGGAUCUGCAGAACCUCUCGUUCCUAAAUCUCAACUACAACAUGAUUAAGGUGCUCGGACAGUCGGUGUUCAAGGGGCUGAAAGCUUUGGAACGGCUAUCUCUCUACAGCAACCAAAUAAAUCACGUCGACGACAACGCCUUCUUCGGCAUCGGCAACAAGUUGUACCGCCUCAAUCUGGGCAAGAAUCAUUUAUCGGACGUGCCCAACCUUCACACCUUGGAGAAGUUGGAGGUGCUGGCCCUUAGCGAGAACUUCAUCACCACUAUCCUCGAGGGAAGCUUCUUGGGUCUCAACAAGCUGGACGUGCUUAUGCUGGAGAACAACAAACUGGCAGUGCUGGAAGCCAACGUAUUCAGUGCCAUCUCAAGCCUCAACUCCCUCAACCUGAAGCACAACCUCAUCACCAACAUCAGUGACUUGGCCUUCAUGGGACUGGAAGACAACCUGGAGUGGCUUGAGAUCGGCCACAAUCGCCUGGACCACAUCCCGUCCCACGCCCUCCGUCCCUUGCACAACCUUCGUCAGCUUGACCUUGACUCCAACCGCAUCACUAACGUGGCGGAAGACGCCUUCGAACGCUACGGGGAGAGCCUCAAGUUCCUCAUGUUGAAUCGAAACAACAUCAGGGAAUUCUUGCCCAUGACCUUCUUCGACUUACACUCCUUGGAAUGGCUCAAGCUGUCCCACAACGACCUGACGCACCUCUCAGAGGACACCGUGCUGCCCAUCCUCGAUACCCUCACCAUGAUUGACCUCUCGCAUAAUCCACUGGAGUGUGACUGUGACCUCAUGUGGCUCACACACUGGCUGCAUGAGUUCAAGCGGCGCGAAACCUACACUGUUAUGGCACCGCACACCUGUACACGCAGAAAGAAACGCACGUACGACAUCAUUGACCUGAGAGCGUCAGACAUGGGCUGCCCGGAGUACAAUGUGAUAGGGGGUUCUGCUGCUUCCCCCCCUGUGCUCUCAGGCCUAACCAUGUGCCUGUUGGUGGCCUCGCUGCGCACCUAGACUUGUGGCCACUGACAGACGGUAGUCGAGAGUGGCGAUGAAGAGUAGCUGUGUUGACUCGCAAGACUGCAGAUUCUGCGGACGGAAGGCACAAGACAGCCGCUGGGUGCGCGGGACAGCGGCGCUGUACUGAGUUUUUUGAUUGCCGAAUAUCUUACUUUAACAUGUUAAGGAUUUAAAUGGGAUUCUUUACUUACAUGUAUAAUCAACUAAAACGGAACAAAGUGCCGUUUUCUGUGUGGAAUAGAAAAACAACCCGUGAUAUUACUGCAAAAAAACUUUACUUUCCUUGCUAUUAAACGCUUUCAUGAUUUUCGCUGCGAGCACUUAUUUGUUAUACUUUUAGCCAAGUCUUUCCUCCAGCUGUAUAAAUCAAAACGAAGGGAAAUCCGUUUCUUGAGUAGGUACACAACAUGGCCCUCCGGAGCAGCGACGGUGGUGGGAUGUUGGGCCUUGGCAGUAGGAGCGCGGUUGAGGUACCCACCACCAGUACAAAGCAGGUGACAUCUAUUGCAGUGUUACAAGUCAUGGUCAGCGCUGAAAGGAUUGGUAACAUAAGGGGAGCAAAUACUAGUUUGACAGCAUCUUUUACUAAAUUUACGAGUAUUACUGUAGUAUUAUGCGUGGCAGCAACAGUAAUUGUAUUAUUUGUUCCUGACGCAGUAUUUGUCACGACGCAUCAGUAUGUUUUCUGUGUUAUCUUCGUAAAUACAUGCUAGGUUAGUAUAUUAAUUUCUGUCUCUGAUCUGGUGCACUAUUUGUUUGUGUGUAUGUGUGUAUCCCCCUCUUUGCAUAUUAAAUAUCUUAUGUUA